CCUCGUCGGACGGACGCAGCCGAGGCGGUCCGUCCAACGAGGGGCGCAGGCUUGCGGCGGACAAAAUGAAAAAUAGCACACAAGACAAGUCACAGCCUGAGAGCCGAGCUCGGCUACAACGGCCUCCUACCAGUGGAGGGCAGUGGAGGGGGGUGCCAAGCCAGAUGGGAGGGCAGAAGCGGGAAAUGGAUGACGAGCAUCCACGUUCCAGGGCCAAUGGGGUCGCGGCCAGGACAUGGCUGGUGAUAACAGGUGUGUUUUUUUUCUUCUUUUUUUCUCUUCUUUCCUUUCUGUGCUUUUUGUUUACGCUCGCGGUUCGAGUCCUUGCUUUCAAGCACUUACCUCGCUGUUAAGGUUGCUUGGCAAGGUUGCUUGGGAUGGAAGAAGACAGCAAGGCAAAAGCUGUCUGUCUCCUGAGGCCACUUUGGAUGUGGAGGCGACAAUGCGGGUGAGCAGGGCAAGGACCAGGCUGGUUCGGCCAGCUGGGCUCUGGAGGGGGCCGAGGCGACACGUAUUGACUACCACCAGGUACUGCUGAGCUGAUGCAUCGUCGCACCGCUGCCUGUGCUUCGGUUUGUUUUGUUUCUCCGCCGCUGGUCUUUGUUUUGGAUUCUCGAGGCAGGAGCAGCUCGCCGAUUGUUCGCGCCCUCGCCCGCUGCCCCUUACCCCGCAGUUCCUUCCCUCGCACAUUUGGUGAGGACCACCAAUUAUCCGUGCACCUCCACAGGCUUGCGCCACAACACAACCAAAACAAGAUAAUACCACGCUGUCCGCGGCACAUUACGCCCCAGAUACAACAAUGGAUGCCGCAUGGCGCCGACCACCAAACCGGGUCCCUUGCCAGCCUGUCGUCUACGGGCUGGAAUUCCGCAUCUUCAGCGACGGCCUGGAGCACGCCGCCUCCGAUACCGGCACCGCCACGGCUACCACGGCCAGCCAAGACACGACCACCACCGCCACGGCCACCGCCACGACGUCGGCCGCCGACCCUGGUCCUGGUCGCUGCCCCCCCGACAGCCCUCCUCACUCCCGCCACGGCCCCACCACGGCACUACGCGCGGCCCCGCCGCAACCAACCCCAACUGUAGACGCCGCCGCCGCCGCCGCCAACGACUUCCCGCGCUUCCUCGACCUCCCGCCCGAGCUCCGCCUCCGCGUCUGGGAGGAGCUGAUCCAGCCACGCAUCGUCAUGGUCGCCUGCUGCCCGACCUCGCCGGCCUCGCACCCGGACCGCACCGCCAAGCUCGCCCAGCUGCGUGCCCGCCAGCACCAGCACCGCUCCAACUGCUGCUGCCUGCCCCCAGCAGCAGCAGCAGCAGCAGCAGCAGCGACGACAAGAACAACAACGAAAUGCCCGUCCCGCCGCCGCCCCGCCGCCGCCGUCCCAGUCCUGCUCCACGCCUGCCGCGAGUCGCGCGCCCUGGCCCUGCGCCACUACGAGCCCGCCUUUGCGUGGCGCGCCCCGCUGCCGACGGUGCCGGCCGCCCCCGGCGACUACGACGGCGAUUCCCGCCCCGCGGCGCCCGCCAGGAUCUACUUCAACUUCGCGCUCGACGCCCUGUACCUCAUGGGCCAGCUGGACCGCGAGGACGCCUUCGGCUUCGUCGGCUCGCCCCUGGCCUACUACCUCGACCGCCGCGACGCCGCCCGCGUCCGCCACGUCGCCGUCGCUCUCGAGGAGCUGAUGCCGCCGCGGCGCGAGCCCUCGACGCCGCCUACCGAUGAUGGCGGUAGUGGUGGUGGCGACGGCACGGGGGGCGAGGAGCGCGUCUUCUCGAGCCUGUUCCACGUCGUCGAUCGCUUCUCCGCCGCCGAGCGCCUCGUGGUCGCGUGCACGGCCCGGGACGUCGAGGAGAGCAAGGAGCGGCAGGGCGGCGGCGGCGGCGGCUCGUCGUGGUCGCCGCCGCUGUUGGCGCCGCUUCCGGGAGAGGAUAAUGUGAUACAAAAGAUAUGGCGUGGCUGGCUCGGCGGCACAUCGGUCGUCUCGUCGACACUGCUAGACAAGAAGAUACUCAUGGUCCGGGAGGAGGAGUUACAGGACUUCAUCCGGGCACAUCUCUAAUAUUUUCCGCUUUUGAUGAUAAUCUAUAACGUCACCAUUUUGCUGCAUAAUACAAUAAUUUCUAUAUUGUACAUAGGAUACUCGACCCGCCUGUCGCACAUCCAGAGGAAGGAGAGGGGAAGUGUGCCCAUGGCGGUCGCAUGGGUCCCAACCAAUAUACAAUCCCUAUGAAAUACGGUAUCCAACAGGGCAGUUUCUUCUUUCCGU
This is a messenger RNA of Gaeumannomyces tritici R3-111a-1, 2269 nucleotides long. RefSeq lists its product as hypothetical. NCBI's taxonomy places the organism in Eukaryota, Fungi, Ascomycota, Sordariomycetes, Magnaporthales, Magnaporthaceae. Bases 800 to 2062 code for a protein of 420 amino acids. The record is from RefSeq and is a predicted model, not a curated record. The transcript has a single exon.